Phytophthora sojae is the source of this 1226-nucleotide messenger RNA. RefSeq lists its product as hypothetical. The transcript has a single exon. NCBI's taxonomy places the organism in Eukaryota, Oomycota, Peronosporomycetes, Peronosporales, Peronosporaceae. Gene Ontology annotation, cellular component: Golgi membrane. The coding region runs from base 30 to 1100 and encodes 356 amino acids. The record is from RefSeq and is a predicted model, not a curated record. Gene Ontology annotation, molecular function: flavin-dependent sulfhydryl oxidase activity; protein disulfide isomerase activity. Gene Ontology annotation, biological process: protein folding.
AGUUUGACGCACUCAAGGGCUGGCUCAAGAUGGUAUCGGAGACUUUCCCAGGUGCCAUUAACCGCAAGGUUAUUCGUCCGCUGUACGAGAAGGUGAAGGAAAAGGAGCUGCUGGACUUUGACACGUGGGACGCCAUUAUCAAGGAGUGGCAGGAGGGCUCAGUCGCCGCCUUCGACGCGGAGGAAGCUCGUUUUGAUUUCACUGGUGUCACGGUGCCUGAGUGGCAGCGGCUGAACAACCUGUUCCUCGGUCAAGGCGCCACCUACCGCGCGUGCGCGCUGUACACCUGUGGUCAAUGGAACAUGUUCCACAUGCUGACGUUGAACCCUCCCGAGACGGGAGCGCGCAGUGGUGAGCUCAUGGUGUCCGUGGUGGCGUCAAUCCGUCGCUUUAUGAAGCACUUCUUCGGCUGCGUGAACUGCCGCGACCACUUCUUGGCGGAGAACACGAUCGAGGCCGUGAAGAAGAUCAAGGACGCGGAGGACAAGCCGCUGGCGCUGCGUCGCUGGCUCUGGGAGCAGCACAACUCGGUGAACAAGCGUCUGCGGCACCCGAUCUGGCCCAAGCCCGAGCACUGUCCGACGUGCGGCAGUGAAGGUGCGUGGGAAAUGGUGGAAGUGGACAAAUGGCUGGGCAACACGUUCGGCUACCGCGAUGUGGUUGUCCCUCUCGCAAAGCCUCAAGUGACUGCUCCGUUGAGCACGGCCGCCGCUUUGCGUCGUGAAGUGAAGAAGGAGACCGAAGCACCCGCCACGGAGCAGGUGGAGACUGCCGCUGAGACUGCUGAGGAGGCUGAGGAGGACGCCGCAGUGGAGAAGUCCACACCGAAGCCGACUGGACCCGUCCUACUCGAGCCGAAGGGCGGAGACGAGUACCGUCCGAAAGACGCUGAGCUCGGCAUCAAGAACGCCGCGAACACCAAGGAGCUAGUGGCCGACACGAAGGCCGAGCCCAAGGACGGUCUCCAGGGUGUCACGGCACCUCCUGUGACGCUCUUCGCUUGGUACAUCCUCCCCGUAGCAGCCGUAGGCGGGUACCUUCUCUUUGUGCGCUCUCGACGCUCCAAGCAGAAAGCGUACCGUCAGGUUCCCCGCAAAUGAGUGAGUUAGAAGGAGGAAGUUGAACACGCGAGUUGACUGCAUUGAAACUUAGAAGCACGUUCGAGCUCAACUCACCGCAGCUCAGCUCUGUCAAUACGCGCAGCUUCAACGCGCUUUGUAUGAUUU